CUCUGCGCAGGCGCGGGGCCGCUCGCGCCCCCGGUCCCGCCGGACGCGGCCCGGAGCGGUGGAGAGUGGUGGAGAAUUACUGAAAAAUGUUCACUUCCCUGGAGCUGACAUUGGCUCUGCGAUGGACUGGUGUCCUGCUGUUACCAGAUCUCCAGGAAACACAUGCUGAGCUCACUGAGACCCCACAGCUGAACUGUGUAAGAUAUCUCACUUUCAGAACUGGAGUCAGGACUAUGUGUUGCCUCCUUUAAUUACAGUCUGAUAAUUGGUUUUAGAUGUGGAAGAAUGCAACAAAAAGAAAUGAAAAAUCCAAGAGUCCAUCAAUGACUAACUAAAGUCUCAGUUUUCAUGAUUUAUGUGAUUUGCUUCUCCUGAAGCCAUGGAUGAAUACAGCCGCUUUGUAGACUGGGACAAAAUGGAUGUGAGUGCCCAGAGCCAGGAUACAAAAGAGCUCACCUGCACAGACUUACAUGAGCUCAAGCAGCUCGCCCGGCAGGGCUAUUGGGCCAAAAACCACUCUCUGAGAGCCAAAGUGUACCACAAACUCAUCAGCAAUAUCCCAUGCCGUACAGUGACCCCAGAUGCAAACGUAUACCGGGACAUCGUGGUGAAGAUCAUUGGAAAACGCAACAGCAGCUCCCUUCCACUGCCAGAGUUCGUGGACAACAGCCUGAUCCCCACGUACUGCCUGAACGCGGAGGGCGUCGGGGCUGUCAGGAAGAUCAUCCUGUGCAUCGCCAAUCAGUUCCCGGACAUCUCGUUCUGCCCGGCGCUGCCCUCGGUGAUCGCGCUACUCCUGCACUACAGCAAGGACGAGGCCGAGUGCUUCGAGCAGGUCUGUCGCAUCCUGGCUUGCAAUGACCCAUCCAAGCGGCUCAUCGACCAGACCUUCCUGGCCUUCGAGUCCUCCUGCAUGACCUUUGGGGACCUGGUGAACAAGUACUGCCAGGCAGCCCACAAGCUGAUGGUGGCAGUGUCCGAGGAUGUGCUGGAGGUGUACUCAGACUGGCAGCGGUGGCUCUUUGGAGAGCUCCCCAUGGCAUACAUUGCGCGGAUCUUUGACGUCUUCCUGGUGGAAGGGUACAAAGUUCUCUAUCGUGUCGCUCUGGCUCUUCUGAAAUUCUUUCACAAAGUCAGAGCUGGGCAGCCCAUGGAGUCUGACAGCAUCCAGCAGGACAUUCGAGCCUUUGUGAGGGAUAUCGCCAAGUCGGUGUCCCCAGAGAGGCUCCUGGAAAAAGCCUUUGCUAUCCGCCUUUUCUCUCGGAAGGAGAUCCAGCUCCUGCAGAUGGCCAAUGAGAAGGCUUUGCAGCAGAAGGGCAUCACAGUCAAACAGAAAAGUCUUGCAACUCCCAGAAGGCAGAAUGUGCACUUGGCAGUUCAUGCUGAGAACUUCAAAUCAGAAAUUGUCAGUGUGAAGGAGAUGCGGGAUAUCUGGUCAUGGAUCCCAGAGCGAUUUGCACUAUGCCAGCCCCUCCUGCUUUUCACCACCUUAGAACAUGGCUGUAGUCUGAGCAGGUUCUAUUCCCACAGCGAGGGACACGAACCAACUCUGCUCCUCAUCAAGACAACAGCGAAAGAGGUCUGUGGAGCCUACCUGUCCACUGACUGGAGCGAGCGUCGGCGAGGAGGGAACAAGCUGAGUUUCUUUGGAACAGGGGAGUGCUUUGUGUUUAGGCUGCAGCCAGAAGUGGAACGCUACGAGUGGGUGAUCAUAAAACACCCAGAACUAGCCUCGACAGGAUCAGAGACAGAAAACCAUGCCCAACCAGCGUCUAGCACCCUUUCCUCCAGCAGCAUUCCCUCAGAUCCUUCAGAUCGCCUUUCUCCCUUCUUAGCAGCUAGGCACUUCAACUUGCCUUCCAAAACAGCCUCCAUGUUCAUGGCUGGCAGCAGUGAGUGCAUCAUUGUAGGCGGUGGUGAUGGCCAGGCUCUGUACCUUGAUGCAGAUCUGAACCACGGGAGAACCAGCCACUGCAACACUUUCAAUAACCAGCCACUGUGUUCUGAAAGCUUCCAGAUCUCCAUCCUGGAAGUGUGGGGCUUCAGGGACACCAUGAAUGGUUGAUGUGACUAUCAUUAAUCAGCUAGUUUUUCAGUUGUCCGAGGUAAAUUCCGAUACAGGAGCUAAGUUAGAACAUCCUUUCUGCUGGGCUCAGUGCUGUGAGUCAUUCCUAAGUGGUGCACUUGGAUGCAGGCCUAAUUGUUUACUCUUACUUUAUUUAAGACAGGUCAAGGUGAAGUAAUGUGUCUGGUUAACUGUUUGUCCCUUUAGCUCUAGAGAUCUGUAUUCAGGGACUGUUGGUAAAAAUGAAAAUGUGAUGAAUUCAGAGCCAUGCUAGAUGGAUAGAGGCUCUAAUCAUGGGAUAGGUUUGAGUCCACAGUUCCUCAGAGGCACAGCCCUGGCUGAGCUGUGCUGCAGAGCUCUGAGCCACUGGUACCAGUACGUGGCCUGAGCCAGGAAUAUCAAAUGUUUCCUCACAGGGAGUACUGGUGACUUCAGAUCUGACAUAGAAGAGUAGUUCAUAAAAUUGCUGCCCUCCUAUGAGCAGAUGUUGUAUAGACAAAUCAGUACCAUUAAGUUAUGAAGCUCUUCAUUCGCACCAGAACCAUGAUUGCUGAUCUUCUUGUACCAAAACCUUUGACAUGUUCCAGUUGCAUAUGUUAGAGCAGUCUGCCUCUGAGAAAGGCAUCCAGGCUGGACGGUGAUAUCUCCAAGUCUUGAUUUUGUUUACAUUCCCAUUCCAUAUCAGUAUGAUGACUUCAGAGUGACUUCCUGUGUCAGGCAGCUGAAAGCUAGAGAGUAUCUGCAGUGCUCAGAAAUGUUCAUUUCCUCAUCUUUCCUGGGAACUGAAAUGAAGCUUUAAAUCUGAAAAUGACUGUGCUGAUAUCCCUGUGUGUUUGGGGAAUUAGACGUGGUGAUAGUGGGAAAUUAAUCCUCUCCCCUCAAGUAAAGAAAGGAAGGCCGGAGGCAAAUCUGGGAGUGAAUGGAUUCCUCAGGAGAACUAGAGGCAACACUGCUUCUCCAGAUGUCUUCCCAGUGAUGAGAUCCCUCCUGAGAAGCUAACAGUUUUCUUCCUGUAUAUUCUGGUAGGGUUUGGGUGAUGAAAAGAGACUUUGCUCAUUCUUGAGCAUUCCUGCAUUCUCUGCAGGCAUGCCCUGUGGCAUGUGAUGUCUGGAGGCAAUUGCCCAGAGUCUUUAUCCAAAAAUUGCACUAUCUGUUGUGGAAAUUCUCCCACAUGAAGCACAAAUACAUAAACAUCAGUGAGUAGUCCACAGCAUACAACAGGAUGCUCAGAGCUUCAGUGAGUAACUCACUAGUAAGAUUUAUCACAACAGGGAAAAUGAAGGGAAAGAGAAAUUGCUGAUUUUCUAAACAGUUCAAUCUAAAAAAUUGCUGUAGAGUGGGAUUUUUACGUAAUGUUAUUGCUACUUAAGCUUGAAGUUCAUUAAAAGAAAAAAUUUAAUAAUGUUAAAAUCUAGGCUGGACAGGGUCACAUUCAUAUUCAGAGGUCUGAGGUAAGUUUUUGGUCAUGCUGGCUUGUCCAGCUUGCCAGCCAUGACAGUACCUCAUGGCUUGGGAAAGAGUUGCCUCUUGUAGAGUAUGUGAAUAAACUUGGCAAAAAUAAGAUUUGCUUUUUAAGGUGCCAUUUUGAAUUUUUGUCAAAGUAACUCUUUGAAAAAUUAGCCUUUGUGCAGAACAGUUUAAGAUGUCUUGCACCAUUUGUAUUUGCAAUUGGAUUCUCUCACCCUCUCUGAGAGUCAGCAUUGGGCCAGUGAGUUCUGCCCAGUUGUCUUUCCACAGGUUUACCAUAGGCUUGAUUGAACUGCAAGAGGUAAUUCAGUUAUACUGAUAUGUUUUGAUGUGGAAGAUCUCAGUCAUAUCUGGCUUUUUGUGAACACUGGCUGAUGCUGCCUUCUAUUUUUCCAAGCCACCCAUGUCUCUUUGCCCUUGCAGGUAUCCCACAAGCUUCCUCGGACAAAAGAAAUCACUCAGAAAGUAUAGAUUCUACUUAGUGUAGAUAGGAUUUCAGUUUGGUUUGCAUCUCCUGUUUUGUGUUUGUCUAAGGAGGUGCCCUUGGGAGUAAAAAGCAACUCAAAAACACAAUAGUAAUAAUUUCCAGCUUGUUGUCAGAAAUUCCCUGGAGCUGUGUGUUGGUAGGAUUUGUGGGAGUGUGAAGUUCUACUCCAAAUGAAUAAAUUUUAUCUGCAAAAACUUGGCUGCAUCUGGCAGUGUGAUGGGAUUGCCUCGCUCCCAUCCCUGCUGGGUGCAACUAUGUCAAUACCUUGUCUUAAGCCAUAUCUAAGAAACAUUCCUCAGAAACAUGUUCUUUCCCUGCUCUGUUCUUGGUGCACAGAGCACCAAGAUUUGGGUGUUUAGAAUCUGAAGUAACUCCUGGGUCCUCAGGAAAUCAUCAUAGGAUAUCAGUGUGAGAAUCCAAGGAGCAGUACUGGACGCCAGGCACAGGACUGGUUUGGCUUGAUGAAGUACUGCCCUGCCACAGCCACCAUGUGGGACUGAUCUGUGUGGUUCAAACUGGAAUAGCCUGGAUGAGCAAGAAGCAGCAAUAAUCCAGGGAGAGCAGUUCUACAGUGCUGCAGCAACUUCACACAAUCCUUGUGUUCAGUAAAAAUGGAUAUUCCUUGUCAUGUGCAAGUCCUCAUCCAUCAUUCCUGUUGUGGUUGUGAGACACCUUAGAAGAACAGCAUUUUGGCUUGGUUAUCUUUCCAGUAGCAGGGAGGCAUUUUUCCUGUCUGUGUAGUUAAGGUGUUGCUGACUAACUGUAUAUCUAAGUGCAAACACUUUGAUUCAUGCAAAACUCUUGAGAUGGAAGCCAUAGGCUGGUUUUGAAGACAAUGGCUACAAUGGACCCCUUAUCAGAAAGUGGAGUUAUCUCAAGUACUCCAACCAUGAAGUGCUUUAGUCAGUUGUUACUUGCAGCUCUGCACACCUGUUGAAGUAGGCUGUAAUCUCUGUUUGUGAUCCUGCUGGCAGCAGCAAGAGUGCCAGAGUUACGGGAUGGGCUUGGGCUGGGAGCUGCGAGCUAGGCAUUGGUCACCACAGUUCUGUGAGAGCAUCUGUGCUUUCCUGAAAAGCUGCUUUUUGCUUUGUCAUAUUCCUUGAAGGCAGAAAAUAUUAGAAACUCCUGACAUCAGAAACCUGACUCCACUGUAAAUGGCAACCAAACUGUUUGCAGACCAUGGGAAUUGUAUCCAGCUACAGCCAGGCUGGACAGACUUCACUGCACCUGAGAUGUCUUUCCUGCAGCUCCUGCACUUUGCCACAUUCCUUUUUCUGAUGCAGUAUGUUAAUCAACCUCCUGUUAAUAGAGACAAAUCAGCCAAGGGAAGGGAAAAAUUUUCAUUUCCUCUCUGAUGACAUAUCUGAAGUCAAAAUGGAGUGGGGGCCAGUACUGUUCUUUGAAGAGUUAAACCAUGCCAAUAGAGAUCUGUGGUGAGCCACAGAGGGGUGAUAUGUGCAGAUCCAUGAACUGCUCUUUCAUGUGUGUGUAUUGAAAUUGUGUACCUUUGUCCUUGGAAAUUCAUCCUCAUUUUUUGUGGAGCAUAAUCUCCUGUGCCCAUGGGGACACUGAUGCCGCAGUCAGGAGCUGAUCCACAACUGUGGCACUGCGAGAUCUCGGUUCCUGCCACUGGCACUGAGUCAGGCUGUUGGGUACAGCUGAGGUGUGGGCACCUGGCUGUUCUGCAGCUCUCUGUGAUGGGUUUCAGACUAUUCAUAGUCAGAAUGAAUGUGUGUGUACUAUUUGGGGUGAUGUUUUCUUCAGAUGAGUGGUGAUGUGCUGCCGAGUUGGUUUUCUACCCUAUCUUGGAAUCACUGCCCUGUGUCAAUGGUAUUUUUGUCACUGUGCAGAAUCUUGGGUAUUAAAGGUAUUUGACUGUGGAGGCUGCUGGCUUUGUCCU
Messenger RNA from Camarhynchus parvulus, 5919 nucleotides. RefSeq names its product TBC1 domain family member 24 (gene TBC1D24). The transcript is spliced from 9 exons. The record is from RefSeq and is a predicted model, not a curated record. Bases 380 to 2065 code for a protein of 561 amino acids. Lineage: Eukaryota; Metazoa; Chordata; Aves; Passeriformes; Thraupidae.